Messenger RNA from Naegleria fowleri, 429 nucleotides. RefSeq lists its product as uncharacterized. The transcript has a single exon. The record is from RefSeq and is a predicted model, not a curated record. Lineage: Eukaryota; Heterolobosea; Eutetramitea; Acrasida; Naegleriidae. The coding region runs from base 1 to 429 and encodes 142 amino acids.
AUGGAAGAUUGGGAAAGGGACAUUGUUCACCCGAUCGGUUUUUACGAGUAUGACAGAGAGAAGUCAGCAAAUGACAAAUUUAUAUGGGAAAGGAGAGAAGAAGACAAAGAAAAAGCAAUGGUUGAAUUGGACAAGUAUUCCGAAGAAAUGGCAAAAAUCUACAAAGAGGUCGAAAAACAUUUAAGAAGAAAUUUAGGUAUCAUGGGGGCCAGAGACCUCCAGUCACUCCUUUAUUUAACCCUACCAUUUAUGAAAUCUUUUAUUGAAGAAACUUUGGGCAUGAUAGAUUCUUUUCCCAUUUUUUACUAUAUGAAACAAAAGAAUUUUAUCACCAUACUGGACUUGGAAGACGAAGGUUUUGCAAUACUUUUAAAUAGUUACGAGCAUUACCCACUUCAACUUAAACGAUUCUCAGUUGGAGAUUAUUAA